Lagopus muta (rock ptarmigan) is the source of this 7438-nucleotide messenger RNA. It is a transcript of the gene URB1, whose product is annotated as URB1 ribosome biogenesis homolog. NCBI's taxonomy places the organism in Eukaryota, Metazoa, Chordata, Aves, Galliformes, Phasianidae. Gene Ontology annotation, biological process: maturation of 5.8S rRNA from tricistronic rRNA transcript (SSU-rRNA, 5.8S rRNA, LSU-rRNA); maturation of LSU-rRNA from tricistronic rRNA transcript (SSU-rRNA, 5.8S rRNA, LSU-rRNA). The transcript is spliced from 40 exons. The coding region runs from base 16 to 6972 and encodes 2318 amino acids. The record is from RefSeq and is a predicted model, not a curated record. Gene Ontology annotation, cellular component: nucleolus.
GGCGGUGACAGCAGCAUGGCGACCAAGCGGCGCGGUGUGCCUACGACCGGCCCGCCGGCGGCCAAGCGAGCCCGCUGCAAGGAGGAGUUCAACGGCGCCCGCUUCAAGGCGCUGUUGCGGGACCCUGCCACUGCCAGAAAGGGUCUGGAGACCUUCGUCUCCACGGCGAAAACGCUGCCGUCUGCCGAAAUAUAUGAUGUCGUGGAGGGGUACAUAAAGAUUUCGGUGGAGUGUGCUGAAAUUUUCAAGCUGCUGGAUGGGGAGAAGAAGCCUGAAAGUGAAACGAUAUUAAUCUUUCAAGCCCUGGAAACUAUUUUACUGAGGACAGCCAGUGACCUCUCCCAUUUUUCUGUUGUGGGAACGAACAUAGUCAAAAGGUUGAUUCACAGCUACAUGAGAUUGGUCUAUGCUGCACUGUAUUCUGAAAAUCACAGGAUGAGCCGAGUGUGCCUUACCCUGUUGUCAGCAAUGGUGGCUCAGGGGCCAGAUACUGCAAGGGAUGUGUUUAGCCAUUUUGACUUCAAUAAUAAAUUUCUGUCUGGAUUAGUGAAAAAAAGAGACAAGAAGGGGAGACCUGAUGUCCGUAUGGCCUAUAUUCAGUUUGCUCUCUCCUUUUUAAUAGCUGGUGACACUGCAGUUUUGAUGCAAGUGCUGGAAUUAAAAGAUUUCAUCCCAGAUAUUUUUCGUUCUGGAAUAAAGGAAGACAAAGUUUCUACUGUCAAUCUUCUUCUCUCUACACUGAAAACUAAGGUGGUUCAAAAUAAAAAUAUUACCAAAACCCAGAAGGUGCGCUUUUUCACUGCAGAAGUGUUGAAUCAUGUGGCUUCGCUUUACCGAUGGAAUGGCAUUACUGAUGUCAGCUCUAAGGAUUUCAAGGUAACUCAAGGUUCUGAAGAGGUGGGAAAGGCAAUGGUACGAGAACUUGUUCAUAAUUUCUUAAUGGACCUCUGCUGCUCUCUGAAACAUGGCAUUACUUUCUAUGAUCCAAGUCUUGGAACUUCUGGCAGGGGAGGAAAUAUAGUCCUUCUGCGCUUUCUGCUUGGUUUAAAAACUGCAACAGAGGAUGAAAUGGUUGCUGAUCUCGUGGUGAAUAUUCUUAAAGUAUGUCCAGAUCUAUUGAAUAGAUACUUCAAGGAAACCCAGUAUUCCUUUGUUCCUAGAGUGAAGUCAGCUUGGGCGGACAAUAUGAAGUUACUCAAAAAGAUCUAUGAGGCUCAGCCAGAGAUUUCCAAUUCUUUUAAGACUUCAGAGUUUAUUCCUCUCCCAAGGUUGCUUUCUAUGGUGAUGGUAACAACAGUCCCUGCAGUGUGCAAUAAAAUGAUGUUCACCCAAGGGCUAAAUUUACCAAGCAAAGUAGUGAAGCACAGCAUACUAUCACUUAUGUCAAGCGUCCUGAAAAGAGCCUUGAAGAAUAUUGAGUACUGCUUGAAUGAAGAGACUUGGCAAAAGUCAGAAAUCUACUCACUGUCAGUGAUGCAGGAAUUUGUGCAGCUGUACAGAGAAGCUGUCAGCAAGCUUUUACCAGACAUGAACAACAUAGUAGCUGUUUGGCAGUCUCUUCUGAAGCAAGGGAAGGAAAACCAAGAUGGACAAGAGGAAAAGAAUGAAACUGCUGUGUCCGCUGUAGAGGAAACGACUGAGAUGGCAGAAGUUGCUGAACAACAUGGCUCGGAUGAUGCUGAGACGCUGUUUCUGAAAGCUGCAUUGCUUCAGGUCAUUUGUCUUUAUCAGAAGGUUGUGCCCCACUUGGUAGCACGGAGCAACUUUGAUUUUAGCAAGCUGCUGAAAGGUAUUGUCACCGAGCAGGGCCUCCGAGAGGAGGUCCCCCAUGUUCUGCAGUAUCAUGUACUGAAAGUUGCUUUGGAGCUUCCUGCAAAUAAAUUUGCCUGGUUCAGAGUACAGGACGUCUCUGACACAGAGAAGACAGCUGGUGAAAAAUCAGUAUUUUAUUUACUGAUGAAAAUGUUUGUUACAAGUAACCAUUCUUAUCUAAAAAUUUCAACGAAAAAACUGAUCAUCAAGGUUUUACAUGACAGCGGAGUGUUUGAGUACACGUGGAAGGAACUUUCAAUUUGGCUGGAACACUUAGAUAAUACAGAAGAAGACAAAAAGGAAGCAGUGAUUCAAUUUUUGGAAAGGGAUGUUAAAUGCCCAGAGCUUCCUUUUCAUUGCAGUUUCCCCAGGGACUCAGACUGUGGUACUUUGAUUGCAAAAUUGCAGAGGAUAUUUCUUGUUUCCAUCAGGCGCAGUGCAGUCCCACGUACAGUGAUCCUGUUGAAGCUGGUGACAAAUCCCUAUCCAUAUACAGAUAAAGCAGCAGACCUUGUUCAGGAGGCGAGUAUGCUCCAAGUUAACAUGUUUAAACAGGACUCUGAUAAUGUCAGCAUCCCCAUCUCUCACAUUGAUGAUGUCCUUGAUAUGGUAGAUGUCCUAGUUGAGGGCAGUGAUGGCUUAGAUGAAGAAAUUGGGUUCACUUUAAAUGAAGACACUGUUAUUCAAACAUUUCCAUUCAGUGCUGUUGUCCCUGCUGCGUUAGAAGCCAGGAAUAAACUGCUGCUUCAGACUGAAAAUGAAACAGGAGCACACAUCGUAGAGUAUCUUGUUGGUGUUUUCACUGAUCUUCUACACUCUCAGAGAGAUGCCCUUGCCCUCUGCUUGAUGUUCCAGCUCUAUGAUAAAGAUCUGCAGUCACUGAAAGUUUCUAAGUAUCCUCAACUCUACCAAUUUAACCAGUAUUAUAAUCUCUGGAUACCUCAGCAAGCUCAGGAACCUGUGUUCAAAAAACGCAAAGAGAAAUGCAGAGAACCUGCUGUGGCUCUGGACACUCUGUUUACAACUUUGCUAAAGAAUGCCUAUACAAGAGGAAGCAGUAUCUUGCUGGAAGAUGAUAUCCAGACAAAACUGAGAGACCUGGCUCGCCAGCUCCCAUCUGAACAACUUUUGUUAGGAGUGAAGCAUGUAUUGCUGUACCUGAAAUCCACAGUAGAGAACUUUGGCAGUCUUAGUAAAACUGCAGGUCCUCGCCUUGUUGACCUCUUUGUGGACCUGCUGAACAGCUUGUUGUGCCGGGGAGAUCAGAUAGAGUUGGAUAAUCGGCAGAAACAAGAAAAGCAUCAGACUGAAUCGGAUCUCUUUAUGGAUGAAGAGUCUCUGAUUACAGAGGAAUCUUUAAAUGACAAGACCCUGGAAGAUAUGUUAAUGCUGAUUUUCAAACAUCCGACGCUGGAGAGUUGGUUCCUGGCUUUAGAGCAACGUUCUCUUCCCCAGCACAGUUUAAAUCCUGUCACUGUGAAGCUUCUGUCAGCUCAUGUCAAUUCCGGUGUGCUCCAGCUGCUGAAAACAAGUGCCCCGAUGUUGCAGAGCAUGAAUCAUAUACAUGUGUUAUUGAAAUAUUUUGAUGCUAUCAUAAAAAGUGUAUUGAAAGAGCUACAGGCUGUUGGAAAAGGAGGAAGCCAGGUCUCUCCUAAGAGGUCUCACCAGCUAGAGCCUCUUCAAGAACUGCAUGCAUAUAUGUCUGCAGCUCAGCUGAAAGAGAUCACUUUAACCAUGAUGCGACUUCCGGAGAUGAGCUUGACUACUCAAAAACCUGAAAAAUCCCCCAAAAAAGGGCAACAGUUGAGCUUGUAUGGACAAAUUUUGGUGCAGCUCCUCAAAGACAGCUACCAAAGACAGCCCCAACAAGGAGAACUACUGCUGUCCACAGAGCACAUUAAAGCUUUGGGGAUAUUGAUGUCAGCAUCCGCCAGUGAAGAUUUGGAGAAAGUUUUCCUUCAGGCUCUCCAAAGUGAGCCAGUACUUGCACACGCGGUCAGUGUGGAGGUGCAAGUUUACUGCCUUAACCAGGGGUCAGAAACCUCCCUUGCCAUUGUAAGCAUGCUGAUAAAACACUGUAGGACUCACCUGCUGCAGUUUGAGCUGUGGUGCCUAAGCUGUUCCGUUGAGAAGUGCCUCAGAAAAAACAUGGAGAGAUUUCUUCCACUCAUCAAUGUGUAUUUGCAGUGCAGAGACCGGUAUGAUUUCACCCGACCUUCCACAGUUGUCUCAGCUGUUCUACCUGUCCUGAGAAAGGCUCUGUGGAAAGAGGUCUCUGGUGUACUUCAAGACACAGAAGCAUCUGACGAUGAGGUCACUGUAAAGCUGCAAGUUCUUUCAAAGUUAUUGCCAUCUUCACAAAGCAAAGGGCUGCGAAAGCUUAUGGACCAGCUCCCUGCUGCUCUUGAGCAAGCAGGAAAUAAUGAGAGUUGGACAGUAGCAGAUGCCAUCUCUAGAGUGCUUGAAAACUCUGAAGAGCUGCAUUCCUGGAGAAGAAGCCUCUUAUCAGCCUGCAUGAAAGGAUUAGUUGUCAUGUACAACAGCUGUAAAGAUGAAAGCAAGCAAGAUGUGGAGAGGCCACUGCUACUGAGGCUAGAAGAAUUACUGAGCUUAGUUGAAGAAGUGGACCCAGAUGACUGGUACAGUCUUGUGAAGACGGGACUAAAGUACCGCUACAGAGAUGAAGCAUUUCUGAAGUUCCUGAACACUGCUAUUCGGUUAUUAUACAAGGAAGAAUCCUCACUUAGUCAGAGAUUAGUCAAGCUCUCCAAACUUCACAUGAUGGUCACGCACCAUUCUCUAUUUUUGUCAGCCAUGCUGAGGUCGAGAGAAGAAGAUGGCACGAACAUCCAGACAAGAGAGGCACUGGUGGAUAUCCUGCUGACAGUUGUGAAACUUGACCCUUCGGUAUGUGAGAGCAGUCACCUUGCUGUGCUGCUGGGAGCCUAUGGGGCUACGCUGAGUACUGUAGAUCAGAAGAUACUGCUGCUGCUUCAGUUAUAUGAGAAGAAUAAUCAAAGUCUUAUAAAUUCCAGAAUCCUGCUGUGGGGUCCAGCUGCUGUGGAGCAUCACAAGACUUGCAAGAGUCUAGGGAAGUCACUAUGGCAGCAGCCAAGCAUGGAGGAGAUUCUGUGUCUGCUCGAUCGAGAUAAGAUGAUGAAGACAGUUCUGUCUUUCCCUCAGCAUCGCCGUCUUUUGCCAUCAGAGGAGGUACAAGAGUCACUGUAUAGAGAUGAAAGUGUCAAGGAUCUUGAUGAUUUCUAUGAUCCAUGUUUUCUGCUUCAGCUCUUCAGUGAAUUGACCAGACCAGAAUGUUUAGUGGCAUGUCACAAGUUCGUUGAAGUCAAUGCCUUGGGCCUAACGGUGGCUGCCCUUAGUAGCUAUGAUUCCAACAUGAGAGCAGCAGCAUAUUUUGUCCUGGCUUCUUUUCGUUCUCAUCUGGAAGGAGCUCGUUUUCGAGAGCAGAAACAGUUGCUGUAUCUCAUGGAUGCUGUGCAAAAUGGAAUCAGGCAGCAGAACCUCAGAUUUACCUUCUCCCUAACCCUCUACAUUGCUCGUGUGGCACAGCAGAUGCUGAAGCCAGAGGAGCACAUGUAUACAAAGAUCAACAGGUUCCUUCUGUCACACCAGUAUUUGGACCUGAGGAAAGUACCAGGGUUUUUCCAGCUUUUCUACAGUUUUGACUUUGAGCACAAAAUAGAACGUGACUGGGUUCUCAGACUUCUUGGGGAAGGGCUGCGUGAUAAACACUGCUACCAGCUCUAUGACUACCAGAGGAUCUUCCAUGUCAUUCUUUCCUUUUUCAACAGUCCUUUGUGUGAUGAAGGCUCACAGAACCACAUUCUAGAAGUGCUACAAAAUGCUGCCUGUGUCACUAGAGCUGCUUAUGAGCUGAUACAAGACCACAGCCUCCUAACCUGGAUACUGCAUGUCUUAGAGAAAAGGUUUCUGGAAAACAAGCUGCUAAAUAAAAUCAUUUCCUUAGUCCAUACUCUGUGGCUGACAAAUAUAGGAAGCAAGAGAGAAAGCAAGAAAAAGCCACAGGAGAACAGGAAGCUUCUUCCUAUUCAGCUUGUAAACGAAUUUCUGUAUGUUUUGAUCACUUUAGUUAAACUCAUUCGGGCUAAUUUAGAUCAAGCCAAGCUGGCACAGUUUUUCACUACAUUCAGUUCUGUGCUGGGAUAUCGUGCUCUUGUUGUGGAAGCCUUUAAAGAAAUGAGUCGAUUCACUGUGAAUGGCAGUGUUCUCUCAAACAAAGACAUCCUGCUGUUGUUGCAUAAGUGGAGCAUCAUUGAAAAAGACCUGCAGCUCCAAGAGGAUGUGCAGAAUCUUGCUCAGAAAUACCAGAUCAAAGAACUGCUUAAAAAUAUUAAAGAAAAGAGCAAAUCCCAAGCCUCAUCGCGUCGCAGUCAAAAAAGGAGAAAGACAGAAGAAGACUGCAUGGCUGCAGAUCUGAACGUCUCUGAGCUGGAGAAAUGCAGAGAGGAUCUGAGCACCAUAUUUGUCCACUGGGAGCCCGUUUUCCCAGCGCUGCCUACCAAACAUUCAGAAGAACCCCUCAAAUCUGCUGACCUUGCAGAUGAAACAGUCAGUCUGACCUGUGCAUCCGCAUACAUAGUAACAAAAUGGCUGGUGAAGUCUAUGGUUGAGCACAGCCUCAAUAUGCAGAACGUUUCGUUGACUCUGCAGUGGCUGCAGAAUUGCAUCUUGCCGCACCCAGUGGCAGUGCAGGAGGUGCUCAGGGAUGAGACCCUGAGGAACAACAUCUACAGGUUUUACAGUCGGAUCUGUGAGGCCAGCAGUGGGGCAGUGGGACACUUAAAAGAGCUCUGUUUGUUCAGUUCAAUCAUGCUUCACCUGAUGGAUGCUCAGGGCCUGACUAACAACAGCUGUCAUGAACUUGUAAAAACGUUGUGCCAGUCAGCAAUGACGGAAGAGAAUGUGAACAAGAAGGCUGUUUCUGUGUUCCUGACUUCUGUUUACAUCGGAGACGUAUGGCUUGGAGCACAGGAGCCAGAUAUGUUAAUAACCCAUGUCAAAUUGAUCUGCAGUAGUACAGAUGAUAAAUUAAAUGAUGAUGACAUGGAAACUGAUAAACAGGGAGAAGAAGCUAUUAUACCUCUUUGCAGAGCCCUGUUCUCAGCUGCACUGGGACACUGAUUCAGCGAACUGACACUUAUAUCUUUAAUGUUAUAUGCUCUGCCAUCACUGCUGUUAGCCAUGAAACCCUCCUGAACUGUUCUUCAUACGAAACUAACUUGUCAUAAGGAUCAAUAUUUUCUUACUUUGUGAGAAUUGGAGGAGGAGGGAUUCAUCGAUGCCUUUUUUUUCUCCAGUUAUGGGACAUAACGCUAUUUAUAUCAUUUUUUUUUAUUACAACUAUUUUUAAUGUUAUGAAGAACCAAAGACAACUGAUCAGUCCAUCAUCUCUGGUCUGUAUUUCAGUCCCCGUGCAAUUAAAACCCAUCCUCUCUCCGAUGUAGGAUGUUGAAAAAUGACUGCAGUACUUCACCAGUUUGGUAUAAAUGCAGAGAACAAGCGCUCAGAGCUUCAGCCACUAUGAUUUACUAUUUCUUGAAAAACCAUUUCUUUCAGGAUACUUGAUACUAAAACAGAUGGCACUGAG